Molecule: messenger RNA, 894 nt
Organism: Pipistrellus nathusii (Nathusius's pipistrelle)
Lineage: Eukaryota; Metazoa; Chordata; Mammalia; Chiroptera; Vespertilionidae
Source: the annotation of a GenBank genome assembly
AUGGAUGACUAUACCAAAAUAGAGAAAAUUGGAGAAGGUACCUAUGGAGUUGUGUAUAAGGGCAGACACAAAACUACAGGUCAAAUAGUAUCCAUGAAGAAAAUCAGACUGGAAAGUGAAGAGGAAGGGGUUCCAAGUACGGCGAUUCGGGAAAUUUCUCUAUUAAAAGAACUUCGUCAUCCAAACAUAGUCAGUCUUCAAGAUGUGCUCAUGAAAGAUUCCAGAUUAUAUCUCAUCUUUGAAUAUCUUUCCAUGGAUCUAAAAAAAUACUUGGAUUCUAUCCCUUCUGGUCAGUUCAUGGAUGCUGCACUUGUUAAGAGUUAUCUGUACCAAAUCCUACAAGGGAUUGUGUUUUGUCACUCUAGAAGAGUUCUACACAGAGACUUAAAACCUCAAAAUCUAUUGAUUGAUGACAAAGGAACAAUUAAACUGGCUGAUUUUGGCCUAGCCAGAGCUUUUGAAAUACCUAUUAGAGUAUAUAUACAUGAGGUGGUCACACUUUGGUGUAGAUCUCCAGAAGUGUUGCUGGGGUCAGCUCGCUAUUCGACUCCAGUUGACAUUUGGAGUAUAGGCACCAUAUUUGCAGAAUUAGCAACUAAGAAACCACUCUUCCAUGGGGAUUCAGAAAUUGAUCAACUCUUCAGAAUUUUCAGAGCUUUGGGUACCCCCAACAAUGAAGUGUGGCCAGAGGUGGAGUCUUUACAAGACUAUAAGAAUACAUUUCCCAAGUGGAAACCAGGAAGCCUGUCAUCCCAUGUCAAAAUCUUGGAUGAGGAUGGCUUGGAUCUUCUCUCGAAAAUGUUAGUAUAUGAUCCUGCCAAACGAAUUUCGGGCAAAAUGGCACUGAUUCAUCCAUAUUUCAGUGAUUUGGACAAUCAGAUUAAGAAGAUGUAA